AUGCUUAUUAACGGCAUAAAAUUCGCAUGUAAUACAUGUGUCAAGGGUCAUCGAUCUUCUAACUGUAAUCAUAUUGAACGGCCUCUGUUUGAAAUUCGCAAAAAGGGAAGACCAGUAACUCAAUGCUCAUUUUGCAGAGAUCUCAGAAAAACAAGACAAAUUCACAUUAAAUGUUCAUGCACUGACAAAACUAAAAAUGUUGAAAACACAGCCACAACACAACAGCAGCAAAAGCAGCAGCCAUGUUAUCGGUGCCCAUCAGCCAAAUCCUUUUUUUUAGAAGAUCAAAAUGGUAAUAGUAGCCUUUCCUAUUCAGAUCUGAUUCAAAUCGAUGGCCAACAAGACCCUGUCAUUCCAUCAUCUCUUCUUGAAGGCACUGCUGUUCCUCAUCCUCCUUCUCAGUGUACCUGUCAUGAGACAGCCACAAAGGUACUUUUUACAAAAGAGAAUUGGAGCACAUCAAAUUCGCAGCAACAUCCAUCAGACAAUGCUCCUAUCUUACCUGUCAGAUCUCGGGGCAUGAUACUGGAAGAAAACGCGCCAGGAUUAUACAACUUUCAGAAAUCACAUAGCUCGUCCAGCCUUCGGUUUUUGGGUGGACAAACAAAGAGUCCUAGACGCAGAUCGUCUCUUUCCCGAAGAUCUUCUACUAAUAGCGGCAACAACAGCAGACGAUCUACUAUUUCUCACCCUGUUACCAAUACUACUAUGACAACCGUAUCAGCAACAACUAUGCCCUUUCAGGUAAAUCAACAAGAGGAUGUAAUGAUGGACAUGCAAUCGUUCUUGUUGAAUGAUCAGUAUCGACAAAUCACCGAGAUGGAAUCCGAAAGCGCAGUAGUGAAUAGCAAUAAUUUAUCUGCAUCCAUGACAGGAACAGCUGGUUACAAUGUUUCCUCUGCCUCAUCAACAGCCUCAUCUAAUCUAUCUUAUUCGCCAAAUUCGAUUCAUGCAGACAUGGUGAGCAACGGUGAAUUUCAAGGCCAAUCCUCUGAUGAAUUGGGCAGAUUUAUGAUGACAGACCCUGAUGAACUGACAACACUCUUGAACAAUGUAUUGAUGGAGAACAACAGUGCUGCGUCUUCAGUUGCUGCUGCUAAUAAUAAUGCUAAUAGCAACAAACAAACCAAUCCCACAAGAGCAUCAGCAGGCAUUGAUAUGACGAGAUCAACUACAACAUCUUCAUCUACCUCUCAAUCCCAACAACAACAACAACAGCAGCAGCAACAACAGCAAAUGCUUUGCGGUAGCUAUGCUCCUCAUUUAAAUUGUUCCUCAGCCUCUUCCAUUGUGGAACAACAAGGAGAAUCAGUUGUUAUAACGAUUACGCCACUCUCUAAUCUACUUUCAAAUCAGGAACAGAGGGUGGAAGUAGCCAAGGAAAAGCCAGCAGUGACUCAAGUCGUGACAUGUUACUAUGGCAAAUCAUGCAGCUGUCCUGGAUGUUUUGUCCAUCCUAAUAAUAACUUCCAAGGCUUGUACGAUGGUAACCACAACAGUGAUGUAUCACCUCCAUAUAUGCAGCAGCAACAGCUACUUCAGCUUCAAUACCAACAACAGCAACAACAGCAACAGCAAAUGAACAUGCGCUAUCAAUUACUUUCGAAUAAUUCUUCCCUGUAUAGUUCAGAUGAUGAGGAUCCCUCCAGCCUUCCAUAUCAACCAACGAAUACCGCCAAAUCCUUCUAA
Molecule: messenger RNA, 1689 nt
Organism: Mucor velutinosus
Lineage: Eukaryota; Fungi; Mucoromycota; Mucoromycetes; Mucorales; Mucoraceae
Exons: 3
Coding region: 1-1689 (562 amino acids)
Biological process (GO): intracellular copper ion homeostasis; positive regulation of transcription by RNA polymerase II; intracellular iron ion homeostasis
Cellular component (GO): nucleus
Molecular function (GO): copper ion binding; RNA polymerase II cis-regulatory region sequence-specific DNA binding; DNA-binding transcription factor activity, RNA polymerase II-specific
Source: RefSeq, a predicted model, not a curated record